Messenger RNA from Ictidomys tridecemlineatus (thirteen-lined ground squirrel), 3133 nucleotides. It is a transcript of the gene Pkn3, whose product is annotated as protein kinase N3. Gene Ontology annotation, biological process: protein phosphorylation; signal transduction. Lineage: Eukaryota; Metazoa; Chordata; Mammalia; Rodentia; Sciuridae. The record is from RefSeq and is a predicted model, not a curated record. Gene Ontology annotation, molecular function: protein serine/threonine kinase activity; ATP binding; small GTPase binding.
AGCGGCCCGAGCGGCGCCAUGGAGGAGGGGGCGCCGCGGCAGGCCUUUGGCUUUGGCCCUCUUGCCUGGGGCGGCCAAAGGAUUUCCUGAACCUCGCCCUUGCCCUCUGACUGGCUGGCCAAGCGGCCCAGCAGAGACCUGGAGUGGGGGGUGUCUGAGGCUGGGUAGCCACCCUUCCACUGGGCUCAGGAGAUGGAACCAAGAGAGCCAGGGCCAGGCCAGAAACCCCCAGAGGAUGAGAAAGAGGUGAUCCGUCGGGCCAUCCAGAAGGAGCUGAAAAUCAAGGAGGGUAUGGAGAAUCUGAGGCGUGUGGCCACAGACCGCCGCCAUCUGGGCCACGUGCAGCAGCUGCUGCGAUCCUCCAACCGCCGUCUGGAGCAGCUGCAUGGCCAGCUGCAGGAGCUGCAUGCCCGAGUGUUGCUGCCCAGCCCGGCUGAGCCUGUGGCCUCUGGCCCCCGGCUGCAGGCAGAGCAGUCACGGGCUGGGCACCUGGAGGCCCUGCGGAGGCAGUUGCAGGUGGAACUGAAGGUGAAGCAGGGGGCUGAGAACAUGAUGCACACGUGUGCCAGCGGCACCCCCAAGGAAAGAAAGCUCCUGGCAGCUGCCCAACAGAUGCUGCAGGAUAGCCAGCUGAAGGUGGCCCUGCUGCGGAUGAAGAUCAGCAGCCUGGAGGCCAACGGAUCCUCUGAGUCAGGCCCUGAGCUUCAGGCAGAGGAGCUACAGCAUCGGCUGCGCAUUGAGUCAGCCGUGGCCGAGGGAGCCAAGAACGUGGUGAAGCUACUUGGUGGCCGCAGGAUACAGGACCGCAAAGCCCUGGCUGAGGCCCAGCUCCAACUGCAGGAAUCCUCCCAGAAGCUGGACCUCCUGCGGCUGGCCUUGGAGAAGCUGCUGGAGGAAUUACCUCCUGCCCACCCUCUGCGCAGCAGGGUGGCCCAAGAACUGCGGACUUCAGUGCUUGGGAACAGCCAGCCUUCAGGAAUGCUUGUGAAGCCCGUCGCCCUGACAGGAACACUGCAGGUCCGCCUCCUGGGCUGUAAACAGCUGCUGACCACCGUGCCUGGACGUUCUCCAGUGGCUGUGCUGGCUGGCAGCCCCUCUGAGGGCUGGAUCCGAGCCAGAGCCAAGCAGCAGCGUGGUGGAGGUGAACUGGCCAGGGAGGUGCUGGCUGUGCUGAAGGUGGACAACCGUGUUGUGGGCCAGACAAGCUGGGGACAGGUGGCUGAGCACUCCUGGGACCAGACCUUUGUCAUCCCCCUGGAGCGAGCCCGUGAGCUGGAGAUCGGGGUGCACUGGAAGGACUGGCGGCAGCUGUGUGGUGUGGCCUUCCUGAGGCUGGAGGACUUCCUGGACAAUGCCUGUCAUCAGCUGUCCCUCAGCCUGGUGCCACAGGGGCAGCUCUUUGCCCAGGUGACCUUCUGUGAUCCUGUUAUUGAGAGAAGGCCCCGUCUGCAGAGACAGAAACGCAUUUUCUCUAAACGCAGAGGCCAGGACUUCCUGAGAGCGUCCCAGAUGAAUCUCAGCAUGGCAGCCUGGGGGCGCUUGGUCAUGAACCUGCUGCCCCCCUGUAGCUCACCAAGUACCAUCUCCCCACCUAAGGGGUGCCCUCACUCUCCAGCUACACACCGUGAAACCUCCAACCCUGCUCCCCCCAGCGAUUUCCUGCCCAAGAAGACCUCCUUGGGAGAAGAGAUGAAGCCCCCACCCAAGCCCCCACGCCUCUACCUGGCCCAGGAACCAAACCUGGAGGAGACUCCAGUGCCGUGCACCAAACGCCCACACAUGGCGCCUAGGACUGGACGCACACCCACCCCUCCAGCCUCACCUGUCAGGAAAGCCCCCCAGCUUCAGGACUUCCGCUGCUUGGCUGUGCUGGGCCGGGGACACUUUGGGAAGGUUCUUCUGGUUCAGUUCAAGGGGACAGCGAAAUACUAUGCCAUCAAGGCUCUGAAGAAGCAGGAGGUGCUGAGCCGUGAUGAAAUCGACAGCCUCUACUGUGAGAAGCGGGUCCUGGAGGCCGCAGGCCGUGCGGGGCACCCCUUCCUGCUCUCCCUCGCUGCCUGCUUCCAGACUGCCAGCCACGUCUGCUUUGUGACUGAGUUUGUGCCUGGAGGCGACCUCAUGAUGCAGAUACAUGAAGAUGUCUUCCCUGAGCCCCAGGCCUGCUUCUACCUGGCCUGUGUGGUCCUGGGGCUGCAGUUCUUACACGAGAAGAGGAUAAUUUACAGGGACCUGAAGCUGGAUAAUCUUCUGCUGGAUGCCCAGGGCUUCCUGAAGAUCGCAGACUUUGGGUUAUGCAAGGAAGGGAUCGGCUUUGGCGACCGGACAAGCACCUUCUGUGGCACCCCAGAGUUCCUGGCUCCUGAGGUGCUGACUCAGGAGUCCUACACACGGGCUGUGGACUGGUGGGGGCUGGGAGUGCUGCUCUACGAGAUGUUGGUGGGUGAGUGCCCGUUCCCAGGAGACACGGAAGAGGAGGUGUUUGACUGCAUCGUCAAUUCAGAUGCCCCAUACCCCCACUUUCUGUCUGUGCAAAGUCUAGAGCUCAUUCAGAAGCUCCUCCAGAAGUGCCCAGAGCAGCGCCUGGGGGCAGGCAAGCAGGAUGCCGAGGAGAUCAAGGUGCAGCCCUUCUUCAGGACUACUGACUGGCAGGCCCUGCUCACUCGCACAAUCCAGCCCCCCUUCGUGCCCACGCUUUGCGGCCCAGCAGACCUGCGCUACUUUGAGGGAGAGUUCACAGGGCUGCCACCGGCUCUGACCCCACCUGCCCCUCGAAGGUCCCUUACCACCUGCCAACAGGCUGCCUUCCAGGACUUUGACUUCGUGUCCGAGAGAUUCCUGGGGCCCUGAGGGCUCCCCCACACCUUUGCCCAUGCCCCUAGACUACUGGAACCCCCACUUGCCCAUCUGUGUGCCCACCCAGAGGCCCAGGUUUAUAAGCUGUAGGACUCGCGGUGGCAGCCAGAGGGCUACUGUGGUGGACUUUGCUCACUGAGCAAAGUGUGUCCUCUGCCCUUCCUCCCAUCUCUCUUCUUCCUGGCCAAAACUGGACCAGAGAGGGUACACAGUAAGGAGUGGCUUGAUUUGUCUUUAAUAUUUGACUUGCUUUAUGGAUUAUUAAAUUUGAAAAACUGUG